Molecule: messenger RNA, 8135 nt
Organism: Monopterus albus (swamp eel)
Lineage: Eukaryota; Metazoa; Chordata; Actinopteri; Synbranchiformes; Synbranchidae
Product: voltage-dependent T-type calcium channel subunit alpha-1H-like
Exons: 37
Coding region: 301-7170 (2289 amino acids)
Biological process (GO): calcium ion transmembrane transport; positive regulation of calcium ion-dependent exocytosis; membrane depolarization during action potential
Cellular component (GO): neuron projection; plasma membrane; voltage-gated sodium channel complex
Molecular function (GO): voltage-gated sodium channel activity; low voltage-gated calcium channel activity
Source: RefSeq, a predicted model, not a curated record
CGCGUCCAGCGGCUGAGGGGACGCGGACGCACGGGAGACCGCGUAGUCCUGUUUAACUUUACUUUUCCCGUUUAUUAAAACUUCUGCGCCACAUUCCUCCCUUAUUUGUGUUCCCUUCUUCACCCUCCCUACAGACGGACUGAGUUUGGAUAUCGGCAGGGGGGAGGAGGCAGAGGACCAAGGGGCUCCUCUCAGAUGGAGCACCAGGGCUCCGGGAGCUCAGGGCGCACGGCGGACCCGGAGUGAGUGACGCUGGUGGAUGGACGCUGCUCCCCGCUUCAGGCUGUUCACAGCACAGCCAUGACCGACACCCAGGAUCUAGACCUGCAUGAGCAGCACAGAGGACCAACGCAGGACCAAGGGGAUGAGGAGGAGGAGGGGGAUAAGGUGCAUGUGUCAGUUGAGGAGGAGGAGGGGGAACAGGAAGGGCAGGAGGAGGAGGAGAAGGAGGAGAAGGAGGAGCUGCCGUACCCCUCUCUAGCACCAGUGGUUCUUUUGGCUCUGACCCAAACCAGCCCACCCCGCUCCUGGUGCCUUCGAGCUGUCUGCCACCCAUAUCCUUCACAGUCGGGAGCUCUGGAUGAUGGGAUCUUUGUGUUUUUUGCCGGGGAGAUGCUGGUGAAGAUGGUGGCUCUUGGGGUCAUAGGUCAGAGCGGUUACCUAGGUGACACAUGGAACAGAUUGGACUUCUUCAUUGUUAUAGUGGGAAUGUUGGAAUACUCGCUUGAUGGACACAACGUCAGCCUAUCAGCAAUUCGGACUGUCCGGGUUCUCCGCCCACUCCGAGCCAUCAACAGAGUUCCCAGUAUGCGCAUCCUAGUGACCCUCCUCCUAGACACACUUCCCAUGCUGGGCAAUGUACUGGCCCUGUGCUUCUUUGUCUUCUUCAUCUUCGGCAUCGUUGGCGUGCAGUUGUGGGCGGGGCUACUGAGGAACCGCUGUUUUAUGGGAGAAGAUGUCAAGAUUGCUGAGGAGGCCCUUCCAGAGAUGGGACUUAGAGUAGAUGGAUCACUGUCAUGUGUGAACUGGUAUCAGUAUUACAAUGAGUGUCGGGCCGGGGAAAUAAACCCACACAAAGGAGCUAUUAACUUUGAUAACAUUGGAUAUGCAUGGAUUGCCAUUUUUCAGGUAAUUACUCUAGAAGGUUGGGUAGACAUCAUGUACUAUGUCAUGGACGCACAUUCCUUCUACAAUUUCAUCUACUUCAUCUUCCUCAUUAUAGUGGGCUCCUUCUUCAUGAUCAAUCUGUGCCUGGUCGUCAUAGCAACCCAGUUUUCUGAAACGAAGCAGAGAGAACAUGCCUUAAUGAAAUCUGAGCAGCGCGCCCGUCAGCUGCACCAAUCAGCUUCCACGCUGGCCAGCGACAGCCAACCAGGAAGCUGUUAUGAGGAGAUCAUCCGCUACGUGGCGCACCUGGGCCGCAAGGCGUGGCGCCGACUGUCCCGCUUCUAUGCUCAGUCACGGACACACUUUCACUGUGUGUGCGUGUGCCAGAGAGACAGAUGCAGUGGAUCUGCCCGAGGGGGCGGAGCUGGGGAGAUGAAUGGACUUGCCCACCGGCACUCAGGCCAUGCCCCCAAUGACCUGUCCCACCUUCAUCAGCUUUAUUUUCAACAUCACCAGCAACAUCACCAGCAUCCUCAGCCUCAGCCUGAGCCUGCUCUCAGCAACGGAGGGAACUGUUUUAAUUAUCCCUUCAUAUCGCCCCUCUUCAGGCACCUGGAUGCAAAGGGCCGAGACCAGAAGAGGCUUGUUGCUACAGAGAUAGUCAACAGACCGCCACAGCUGGUGCUAGAACGUGGUUUGUGCACUGGGCAUCCUGCGCUACUGCUACCAGGUGAAGUGCCAGGAGAGUCCUCGGUAUGCCCAUAUCGCACCUGUUGCCACCAGCUUAGCGACAGCGAAAUUGUCAAUGAGGAACCUGAGGAUCGGCAACUUGGGUACAGCAGCUCAUGCCAUGGCAAUAGCCCGUGUCAUAGUAACAGCCCGUGCCACUGUAGCAGCCCGUGCCACAGUGAAACAAAGGUGUCUGAGCCAAAGACAAGGCUGCUGGAGGGCUGCUGGGCGGGACUCCGAGCGAAACUGGAGCUCAUUGUUGGGAGCAGAUACUUCAGCAGAGGAAUCAUGAUUGCCAUCCUUAUUAACACGCUGUCAAUGGGCAUAGAGUACCAUGAACAGCCGCAGGAGCUGACAGACAUUUUGGAGAUCAGUAACAUGGUGUUCACAAGUCUCUUCAGUCUGGAGAUGCUGCUGAAGCUCUUGGCUCUCGGCCUGUUUGGCUACAUCAAGAACCCUUACAACAGCCUCGACAGCGUCAUUGUCAUUAUCAGUGUGUGGGAGAUUGUGGUGGAGGCCGAGGGAGGCUUGUCUGUCCUGCGCACCUUUCGUCUUUUGAGAGUUUUGAAGCUGGUCCGUUUCCUUCCUGCCCUGAGGAGGCAGCUGGUGGUGCUGAUGAAGACCAUGGACAAUGUCGCCACGUUCUGCAUGUUGCUGAUGCUGUUUAUAUUCAUAUUCAGUAUUUUGGGGAUGCAUCUGUUCGGCUGCAAGUUUGGUUUGCGACAAGACGGUGGAGACACGUUACCUGACAGAAAAAACUUUGACUCUCUGCUCUGGGCGACUGUCACUGUGUUUCAGAUCCUCACCCAGGAAGACUGGAACUCAGUGCUCUAUAACGGGAUGGCGUCCACCUCGCCACUGGCCGCCCUCUAUUUUGUCGCCCUCAUGACCUUUGGCAACUACGUCCUCUUCAACUUACUUGUAGCCAUUUUGGUUGAGGGCUUCCAAGCUGAAGGUGAUGCCAACAGAUCUGAGACAGAUGACGAGGCACAGUCACUCUCUUACGAGGAUGAGGAGAAGUUGAGAGAGUUAUAUGCUGCAGAGCUUAAGAUCCAGGCCAUGAUGCUAAGCCCCAAUGGCCUCCUGAACCCAAAAGCCUCCAUGCCCCACCCUCCUCCUCUUCCUCCACAUCUGCCAGUCAUCAGACACACCGCAGCCACACCCACCAUAAACUACAGCCAAUCACGUCGUGCAAGUGGUGCAUCAAUAGACAUCAACAGCCUCGAGCAGAGGUCACCGUUGAUUUCACAGUGUGCGUGGGACAGUGGGCCAGGGAGCCGCCGCUCUAGCUGGACCAGUAUUGGUCGAGCCCCCAGCCUCCACAGGAAGAGCCAGUCAGGAGAGAUGGAGUCCCUGCUAUCCGACACACACACAAGCUCCAACUUCAGCAGCACAGAGCAGUCUCUGGACCAGCCAGAGUACCUGCAGGUGCCUGUGGUCCACCCACUCGACUGCAACGGCACCACCUUCCUUCAUCCUGACCGCUGCUACGACGACGCUCCUCUGACGACACAUUACCACAGUGAUCAGGAAGAGGAGGAGAUUGAAGAGAGUUUUUGUAAGAAGCUGAAGCUUAUGCUGGAGCCAUAUGAGCCUCAGUGGUGCCGGGAUCAUGAGGAGUGGUCCCUGUAUCUGUUCUCUCCACAGAACCGGUUCAGACUGUGGUGUCAGAGGGUCAUAGGUCACAAGAUGUUUGAUCAUAUCGUCCUCCUCUUCAUCUUCCUUAACUGCAUCACCAUUGCUCUGGAGAGACCUGACAUCCAGCCCAACAGCAUGGAGCGGGUUUUCCUCAGUGCAUCUAAUUACAUCUUUACUGUGAUCUUCGUGGGUGAAAUGAUGAUCAAGGUGGUAGCUAUGGGCCUGUACUUUGGAAAGGGUGUGUACCUGCAGAGCAGCUGGAAUAUAUUAGACGGGCUGCUGGUGUUUGUGUCGCUGGUGGACAUCCUGGUCUCCCUCGCAUCAGCAGGUGGUAAUCGAAUCUUAGGCAUCCUCCGUGUGCUUCGUCUGCUCCGCACCCUGCGACCUCUCAGGGUGAUAAGUCGAGCUCCAGGUCUAAAACUGGUGGUGGAGACUCUGAUCACAUCUCUCAGACCCAUCGGGAAUAUUGUCCUGAUUUGCUGUGCUUUUUUCAUCGUCUUUGGAAUAUUAGGCGUUCAGCUGUUUAAGGGGAAAUUCUUCUACUGUGACGGGCACGAUGUGAGUAACAUCACCAAUAAAACUCAAUGCAUGGACGCAGGAUACCGCUGGGUCCGACGGAAAUACAACUUUGACAACCUGGGACAGGCGCUGAUGUCGCUGUUUGUGCUGUCCUGUAAGGACGGCUGGGUCAGCAUCAUGUAUGAUGGCCUGGAUGCUGUCGCAGUGGACCAGCAGCCAAUAAGAAACAACAACCCGUGGAUGCUGCUGUUUUUCAUCUCUUUCCUGCUCAUCGUCAGCUUUUUUGUGCUCAACAUGUUUGUGGGCGUGGUGGUGGAGAACUUUCACAAGUGUCGCCAGCAGCAGGAGGAGGAGGAAGCGCGACUGAGGGAGGAGAAACGGCAGAAACGGUUGGAAAAGAGGAGGAGAAGUGAGAAAGCAACACAGGAAUGGGGGGAGCGAAUGAGUGCAAGUAACAUCACCAAUAAAACUCAAUGCAUGGACGCAGGAUACCGCUGGGUCCGACGGAAAUACAACUUUGACAACCUGGGACAGGCGCUGAUGUCGCUGUUUGUGCUGUCCUGUAAGGACGGCUGGGUCAGCAUCAUGUAUGAUGGCCUGGAUGCUGUCGCAGUGGACCAGCAGCCAAUAAGAAACAACAACCCGUGGAUGCUGCUGUUUUUCAUCUCUUUCCUGCUCAUCGUCAGCUUUUUUGUGCUCAACAUGUUUGUGGGCGUGGUGGUGGAGAACUUUCACAAGUGUCGCCAGCAGCAGGAGGAGGAGGAAGCGCGACUGAGGGAGGAGAAACGGCAGAAACGGUUGGAGAAGAGGAGGAGAAGGGCCCAGGAGAAGCCAUAUUACGCUGACUACUCCCCACUGCGUCGAUCCAUCCACACAGUGUGCACCAGCCAAUACCUGGAUCUCUUCAUCACUAUUAUCAUCUUCACAAACCUCCUCACCAUGAGCAUGGAGCACUACAACCAGCCUAAGUACCUCGAGGAGAUACUGAAGUACUGCAAUUACGUCUUCACAGUGGUAUUUGUCAUCGAGGCCAUUCUCAAACUCAUCGCUUUUGGCCUGCGGCGCUUUUUCAAAGAGAGAUGGAACCAGCUGGACCUCGCCAUUGUGUUGUUGUCCAUCAUGGGUAUCACACUGGAGGAAAUAGACCUGAACGCUUCCCUGCCCAUCAACCCCACCAUCAUACGCAUCAUGAGAGUCCUGAGGAUAACACGAGUGCUGAAGCUGUUGAAGAUGGCUACAGGAAUGAGAGCCCUUCUGGACACCGUGAUGCAAGCUCUGCCUCAGGUGGGGAAUCUGGGUCUGCUCUUCAUGUUGCUGUUCUUCAUCUAUGCAGCUCUGGGAGUUGAGCUCUUUGGAAAACUGGAGUGCUCAGAGGAAAACCCAUGUGAGGGUCUUAGUCGCCACGCUACCUUUGACAACUUUGGCAUGGCUUUCCUCACACUCUUCAGGGUGUCCACCGGAGACAACUGGAAUGGGAUUAUGAAGGACACGCUGCGAGAGUGUCGCCCACAGGAUCGCCACUGCCUCACCUACCUGCCCUUGAUUUCUCCGGUUUACUUCGUCACCUUUGUCCUAACAGCUCAGUUCGUUCUGGUCAAUGUGGUUGUAGCUGUUCUCAUGAAGCAUCUGGAGGAGAGCAACAAGGAAGCUCAGCUGGAGGAGUUGGAGGAGAAGAAGGAGCAGAAGGAGAGGGAGGACAGGGAGAGGGAGGAGGCCAGCCGACGCCUCAGUACUGCAUCUGUGGGUGGAGACUUGAGACCAAAUGUGGACACACCUGCCCAGGUGCAGGUUGAGGAUGAGGAGUGUUGCCAUGGCAACCUGCUGAGCAUGGGAUGCAUGCUGUCUCUCCCCAGCGACAGCUACGUCCAGCCACUCAGAUUCUCCCCUUACCCUCCCAUUGGCCACGAGGCCUGCUCCAGCUACAGCUACUCAGACUCUAUGUCAUCUCUGGGCUCCAGCGGAGGUGGUUCACUGCUGCAGGUCCCAGGCGCUCUGCCUGCCAUCAGCCACGCUUCCCUGGGGUCUGGACGCAGCUCAAGGCCGAUGAUCUUCCUUGGCACCUCUCAGACCAGCGACAGACACUCCCCGCACAGACUCAAUCCAGCAGACAGUGUAGACAGACACAGGUUCAGUCCGACUCACAGGAUAAACAGACACAGACUUAACUCAGCUCAUAGUAUAGAUGGAUACAAGUUCAGCCCGACUCAUCGACUACAGAGACACAGACUCAGCUCUGCUCACAGUAUGGAUGGAUACAGGCUGAAUCAAGAUCAUAACACAGACAGACCAAAGCUCAUGUCCAGCCACAGUAUCGACAGAAACCCGUCACUCCGACUGAGCCCCACACAUAGUGCCAGCAGACGCCCCUCUCACUGGCUCAGUCCUGAAGAUAGUUUAGACAGAAACAAGCUGAGUCCCUCCUACGUUCCAGAUACUUCAGUCCUCAAGAGACCGGCAUCUUUGCGCACUGCGAGCAGACAGUUACGGAGGCAGGAGGCAGUGUGCUGUGACUCUCUGGAUCAGAGCGGCUCAGCUGACGAGCUGGCAGAGCCUCACCUCGCUGUACCCGCUGUCUCUUCCACACCACCAUGUCAGCAAUCAUCCAGUGUUCACACACUGAAAUAUACACAUCCCCAGAGGAUCAUCUCAUGCAGGAGCCACAGUGAAACCACUGGACAAGAAUGUGUACCUGAGCAGGCCGUCUGUGGCUCGCAGCUAGAAACACCUGUCGAGAAGAGGCCUCUCAGCUCACAGAGCCUGUCCAGUCUGAAGGUCGCUAGCGGUGAAAUCACCCUGUCGGCUCCGCUCUGUAGCUCCAGAGCAGCUAACCCAGGCCUCGGCUCUGACCCUGGCAUGCAGUCGGACGAUGCUGACGAGGAGGUCAGUCGUAUUAACAGUACUGUUCACACACAGACACAACUUACUCCCAGCUCCUCACACACAAGCAGACAUCUUGCCCCAAGCCACGGGGAGCUCAGGAGCCGCCUCAGCCAAUCAGUGUCCCCGGUGUCUGGCAGGAACAAGAAACACAGGAUGAGCCCGCCACCGGGAGUGGAGCCGGUCACUAUGGCAACCCAACUGAUGGACAGCAGUGUUGAGCUGAGAAGGCGAACUCUGUCAUUUGAUGCCACAACCCUCUCUCCUAAUCAAACGGAGAGGAGCUCUGUGGACGACUAAACAAACCCAGUGAUGGGAUUGCUUAUUCUCUAAAAGGGAGGAGCAUAAUGUGCAGCUGAAGCACACGAGAGGGGCGGGAGCUGCAAUCUAAAACAGGAAGGAUACCUGUCGCCUGUUUCAGGCCACGCCCCUCGCCUCAUCCCUUCCAAUCAAGAUUUUCACAGGGUGUUUGGGACUCUUUCAGACUGUGUGUAUGAGUGUGUAUGUGUUCAAAGACUUUAACCCCUUUGUGAUAUUUGCACACCAGAUGCACACAAGAAGUUUCCUUUUCUUCUACCAUAGGCCUAGCUUUAGUUCAGACAUAGUAACCACUCCCCAGCUGUAUUUACUCAAACACUGACCUUCCCCUUGCUUGCUGUCCUCCUUUGGCACCUCACUCUCAUCCUUAACCUUGCACCUCAAGCCUAGGUCAGAGUACAAGGCAAAACUGAAUGAAAGGUACAGUACAGGUUACUGCCUGAUCCCAUCAUGUACACGCAGACCGAUAGAGAAAGCAAUAACACAGCUGGCACUGCAACUAACAGUUAUUUUUACUAGCUAUUAAUCUAGCAGUUAUUUUCUCUAUAUACCGAUUAAUCGUUUGGGGUCAAAAAACAUUGUUUGAUUUCUUCAAGCCCAAAGUCCCAGACCCAGAGAUAUUCACUAUCACUAUGAUGUAAGACAAGGGUAUUCACAAAUCAUCACAGAAGCUUUAACCAUCACAUAUUUGGAAAUUUUGCUUGAAUUUGUCUCAAAGUGUGUUAAUUAUCACAACAGUUGCUACUCUGAAUAAACACAUAAUGCUGCAGCUCCACACAGCUUGUCAUCCUCUCUAAUAAUAAUUUUCUUAUUUGCCAGAAACUUUAAGUGAAAUUCCCUUAUCUCUUGUUUUGUGUUGCAGAAAUGACCAGUCUAUAUCAUUUAAGUGGUAAACUUACAAAUGUUAAAGCUGAGAAAGAAUUUUAUUUGAAAAUGCUUAAGUUGUU